GUUUGGCGCAUAAAAUCAAGCAUAACUGGAUCGGAUCGUGUGACAGCAGUAGAAGCAUCUAGCUGGUAUAGAUCAGCAAUUGCUGUCGCGAACGCGGAGAACCAAGAAUAAUUCUCCUUUUCGCCACUUUGUUACUAAUAUUAUUUCCAUUAAUUUACACAAUUACAUCUAUAUGGCCUUGGAACGCACACACACCAAUGGCCUUGGAACGUUUGAACCGCCGCCAACUACAGUACUCCACCUGCACAUCAGACCCCCCACGUCGUGCGCCACCUGCACAUCUAACCGCCCUCGAUGCACGCCGCCCAGGAGAAUUCGUCAGUGUGGUCCUAAAUUUCGUCGCCGUUUGGUUGUGCUUUUAGGAAAUUCGCCGUCAAAGACUCAGGAGAACGAUGCGCUCAUCGAGGAGGACGAUGAUGACGAUAUCAUCAUCACGAAAGUGACUGGAGAAAAGGAGGAUAAAUGCGAUUUGGAGGGACUGUUGGCGCAGAUUGCUCAGCAAAACUCGUCGUCGAAGGACAUCGUGCAGCUCUGCAACGAGCUGAAGAAGCUGCCAUCGGCACCAUUCGGAGUCCCAUUGUUGGAUAGUGGCUCAGCCACUGCUGGAACUCAACUCGUCAUGUUUGGAUCUCUGGUGAAACUCUUGGAGAGCUCAAAGCAAACUACCAGCGACAACAAUACAGCCGUCGGUCUAAUAAAAUCCAUUAAUGGAUCGCUGAAAUCGAUUGUAGACGGGGAGAAGACGGCCAACAAUGCCUGGAGAGAAUCUACCAUUGUGAUGCUCAGCAAGGAGUUGAAAAAGCUGGAAUUGGCUCGGCUCGAAGACAAGGAGGUGCAGAAGGACAAUUGGACCCGCUUCCAUGAAUGGGCUGACAAAUUGAAGAAGAACAAUGACGGGGAGACUGAAAAAACUGGUUCAACUUCAAGAGUUCCAUGCCUGUUGAAGAGAGGAAGCUCGGAAACGGUCGACGCGGUCAAAUUCGGAUCGAAAAACGCGGGAUUGACUCCUAAGGAGAAGAUCUUAGCUGCCCAAGCAGCCAAUGAUGCAAAGCCAAUCGGUAGAAACCAAUUAUCAACGAAUAUUUGUAUGUAUAAAUAUUGUGUUUUAUUAACUUCGCAAUAUCGAAAAUGCGAAGAUGAACUUAGAUGAAUUUUGAAGAUGUUU
This is a messenger RNA of Caenorhabditis elegans, 1165 nucleotides long. RefSeq lists its product as uncharacterized. The transcript has 2 exons. Bases 173 to 1150 code for a protein of 325 amino acids. NCBI's taxonomy places the organism in Eukaryota, Metazoa, Nematoda, Chromadorea, Rhabditida, Rhabditidae. The record is from RefSeq and is marked reviewed.